GUUAGGUAGCCGUACGAAGGGUUGUUAUGAAAGCGAGAACGGAUACCUUUUGCUGUUCUUUUUGGAACCACUCUUUGAUUUAUUGGUGAGUGAGAAGGGUAGUAUUGGCUUAUGAGGAUCACUGGACUUGCUUCCCUUUGGAAUCAGACGGUAUGAAGAAAGGUGUAAUUGCCAAGACUCCAAAGCAAGCUUUGACACGUAGCUGUAGCAAGCAAACUGAUCUUUCUGCAUGGAAAGCGAGUGCCUUGCAGAUGACUGGUCGCAGAAAUGAGCAGAAACUUAGCAAGGAUAAGCAACAAACUACCAGUGAAAAUGCUGAUCCCAAACAAGAUUCACUUGAAGAAGCUCUGAGCUAUUUAAAGAAAGCUAAAGAGCGCACUCCUCUGAAGAAUGAAGUUCUGCAGAAACACUUGGUGACUGUGGAAAAGAUUGCCCAAGAGAAAGGCUUGGCACCAGAAGAACUUGACUUCUUGCUGAACAUAGCACUCAGUGGCAAGUUUGCUGAAGUGGUAAGCACACGACUGUUGAAGAACUUGGUUCCCACAUCAGCGAUAACAGCAGAUUCUGUCACUUCAGCGGUGUCUUGGCUCUGCGUUGGCAAGUGUUCUCGUACCACCCAGAUGUUAUUUUUAAAAUGGCUAAUUGCAAUGUUUGACUUCAUUGAGCAAAAGGAGCAGGUUAAUGCCCUGUAUGGAUUCUUCUUCAGCCUCCUACAAGAUGAGAAACUGUUUCCCUUUGCCUGUCAUGUGCUAUAUUUGAUAACCAGAAAAAAGAAUGUGAAACCUUUCCGUGUGAGAAAACUCCUAGACCUGCAGGCCAAGAUGGGAGCAGAGCCUCCUCUACAGGCUCUUCUUCUGCUGUAUAAGAAUUUCAGUCCUGAAAUGGUAUCUAUAACUUUGCCCACAAAGACAAAGAUACAGUUCAAGAACUCAGAGAACCCGUGGAAAAUGGCCAUCAGCAACAUAAAACGGCGACUCUGUGGAGCACCACCUGCAUCCCAGCCAAGUCUAAUCAACACAGCUUGUCCCCAGACCCGGAAGAGGAAGUGGAAUAACAAGUUGGUCUUGCCUGCAUGCAGUGUCCAGUCCAGCUGCUCUGCUGUGAGCCAAAGGACACACCAUAUUGAUCUCAUUGUCCAUAGUGAUGCCUUCCCAGUGGAGCAGCUACAGACCUUCCCCCAGCUUCUAGAGAACAUCCACUGUUUAGAACUUCCUUCCCGGAUAGGCUCUGUGCUAGCAAAUCCUCUUUUGCUGCACUAUGUUAACUGUGUUUCAGAUGACUCUGUCUACCGAAGGAUGUACUACUGGAUGGGCCAGACGCUUAGAGAAGAAUGUCCUUGGCAUAAAUUUGAGAACCAGCCGUUUGAAUUGGAAUUCAAGGACUUCUUGAGGAAAAUCUUUGAAGCAGAAUGUUUUUUGCAGGAGGGCUUCUCAUCCUGUGAAGAAUUCUUGUACAGGAGCCUCCCGUUCUGGGAUGGCUACUCCUGUCGGUCUCAGGUCCUGCAACUGGUGACCUGGAUCCCUCUCAGCACCUUCUCAGAAAUGAAGUCCUAUCUCUUCAAGCCCCUGGCACAACUUUUUUUCACAUCAUCCCUUUAUUUUAAGUGCAGUGUUUUUGAAAGCUUGAGGGAGAUGUUACUGAACUGGCUGAAUUGGCACCUCAUGCAAACAGAUACAACAACAAAGUUGAAUGCUGAUCUCUUGAACACCACCCUUUCUGGCUUGGUGAGCUCUGUGGCAGAUCUCAUCCACUUCGUUGGCUGGCUCUCGACUGUUGCCCUGAGCUUGGAGAACAACUCUGCUUUCUUGAUGCACUUCAUCCUGGAUUUCUAUGAGAUAGUGAGUGACGUGUAUCUGAAGUAUAACCUCCCCUUAGUUGUGAUGCCUCCUGCUGGAGUCUUCUAUACGGCUCUGCUUAGCAUGGAUUCUGUCUGUCUGGACCACCUCUGCUAUAUUAUGCACAGAUACCGAGCCAACUUGAUAUCUGCAAAACAAAAUCUACAGGCUAAAAAGACAGUACUACAGUUCAAGUUCAGCAGCCAGACUUGCCAAGAAUAUAACCAGUACAUAACAGCCAUGGUUGGGUGCUUGUGGACCUCAAAUGUGUUCCAGAAGGAUUUCCACCAUCAAGGUAUUCACAUGGAUCCAGAAGUGCUAGAGAAGACCAGAGUGAAGGGAUACAGGAAGAGCUUCAACAUUGUUUAUCACCCUGCCCUGACAGGCUAUGCUAUGCUCUUCCUACAGGAGGCACAACCAGAAGACAAAACUCCAAACUUCCAAUUAAUUCAGGGGAGACGGUGGGAGUGGUACCUGGAAUAUCUCUACUCCCAAGAGUUACGAGGCCUGAAACUCUUCAUUGAAAGUAGCAUUCACCGCGCUUCCCAGCGCUCUCAAACACAAACAAGCAAGUGAAUGGGCACAAUAGACUACAGACUCUUCUGGCUACUCAAGCUCAAAUAAGGGAUGCUGCUGGACUCUUGCUUUGAGGAAGAGGGUACUGCUGUCCCACUCAACUACCCAAGGAUAGGAGAGCAAAAAUUGCCGGCCAGGAUGCCUCAGAGGUCCUUGCCAAGCUGAGCCUGAGCCUCACUGAGCAUUCCAUCCCCUGAGAAAGGGCUAAAUAAAAACGUCUCUGCUUGAGAUAGAAGCAGCGGUAGCCCCAUGACUUCUGCCUUCUCUCCGCUGGAGGGGGAGAGAGAAAAAUGGUUGUUGUAAUGAACCGAGACAGAGACACAGGGGUUGCAGUCAAAUUCAUAAGAUUUCUCAGGGUUGAGACACUGCUUGACCUCACUAACACAACUGGUGGCAUCGUUCUAAGGCAGCUGGAACACCUUGGUGGUGCUGAAAUGCCUGCUUUAUUUGAUGUCACAAAGCCCCUGGGGCUGUUGAAACGUCUAAUAUUUUUCUUCUGUGCUUGUAACUAUGUACAUAAAUGUAUAGAAGAUAUUUA
Molecule: messenger RNA, 2949 nt
Organism: Eublepharis macularius
Lineage: Eukaryota; Metazoa; Chordata; Lepidosauria; Squamata; Eublepharidae
Gene: CENPI
Product: centromere protein I
Exons: 21
Coding region: 153-2411 (752 amino acids)
Cellular component (GO): kinetochore
Source: RefSeq, a predicted model, not a curated record